Messenger RNA from Cylindrotheca closterium, 765 nucleotides. NCBI's taxonomy places the organism in Eukaryota, Bacillariophyta, Bacillariophyceae, Bacillariales, Bacillariaceae. The record is from the annotation of a GenBank genome assembly.
AUGGAGGACAACAAACCAGAUUCUGCUGAGAAACUCUUGAAUAAAGGCCUUCUCUACUUUGACCAAGGAAACUAUCAGAAGGCAAAGGGGCUUUUGGAGAGAGCGUUGCAGAUACAAACGAAAGAGUUAGGUGAAGAUGAUCCUGCUGCUGUGGCCUUGACACUCAAUCACAUUGGAACUGUUCUGCGGGAGGAAGGAAGUUUUAAUGAAGCCAUGAAGAAAUACUUCAGAGCACUUGCGAUACGCGUAAAGAAAGUGGGAGAAAAACACAUUGGUACCGCAGAUAACUUCGAAGGCAUUGGCACAGUCUUUUUGAGACUAGGCAAAAACAAAAAAGCCGAAGAAAUGUUCCGCAAAGCGCUGGAUACCAAGCUCGAAAUUCUACCAAAGACUCAUUCGGAAGUCGCGACAUUGCAAGCACUGAGAUUGGAAGGACUGGCAUUGAAGAAGCAAGGCGAUUCGGAAAAGGCGAUUCAACUCUUCAGCAAGGCACUAGACAUUUACGAGAAAAUCUAUACUAACACUCAUCCCAAUCCGGCAGCAGUCUACAUGAGUAGUUCAGCUCUCUGCGUUGAUAUAGCAGCAGCCAAGGAGACAAUCUCGGCUGUCAAAGUGGAGGAGGGUCUGCUGGAAGAUGGCAUUGCUGCGAGCGCAGAAGCCCUCAAGAUUCGUCGAAGAAUGCUUGGGGAUGAUCAUAUCGACACGAAGGCGCGUUUGGAAGCGCAUAGAUCGUUGCUGAAUCGUCUCUUGGAGAAUCGGAUCUAA